AUGAAUUCGGUAAGAAGAGUACGAGCAGCACGCGUUGAUCGACGUUUCUCUGCUAACUCAGCGAACCAACAAGCUGGGAAUGGUCAGACGGGGGGUGGGUUCCACAAAAUAAGAGAGAGAUGCAACAAGCCUGCAACGAAUGUCGUGUUUCUAAAGACGCACAAGACCGGUAGUUCAACGAUGUCGAACAUCAUGUUACGGUUUGCAGAUACCCACAACUUAACCGUUGGACUUCCCUUGAAAAAUCACUGGGAAUUAGGCGGCUACCCUGCUUUUAUUGAUAAACGUCUGAUUGAUCCAGUGUUGCCAAAGUACAAUAUUCUUGGGCAUCAUUUCAGAUUUAACAUCGACAACCUUCAGCAAAUAAUGCCAGCAGACACAAGGUACAUCACCAUAAUCAGGGCACCAAAGGACAACGUAGAAUCGGUCUUUGGAUUUUUUCAGGAUCAAAGUCCUUUCAAUGUUUGGUUGGAAGGUGUGGACGCUAACUCGACCAAACUUCGACUCCAAACAUUUUAUGAUCACCCGGAAAAAUUUUAUAAUAAGGAUACCGAUUGGUUUUUCCGGGCCCGUAACCACAUGUUCUUCGAUAUCGGCUACGAUGUUUCGAACAGCGAUGAUGGUUUCAUUGAUUCGAAGAUCGAAGAACUAGAUAAUAUUUUUUCACUUGUAUUGCUGACCGAUUAUUUCGACGAGAGCUUAAUUAUGAUGAAGCAUGUGCUGUGUUGGGAUUGGGAAGACGUUGUUUACAUUAAGUUUAAAAUGAGAAUCGAAGAAGCAAAAACUGAGCCACUGAAAAAAAUAUUGUAUUUGUAUUUGGGAGACGGGUCACCUAUUGCAGCUAAUAUCUGA
Molecule: messenger RNA, 852 nt
Organism: Ciona intestinalis (vase tunicate)
Lineage: Eukaryota; Metazoa; Chordata; Ascidiacea; Phlebobranchia; Cionidae
Source: RefSeq, a predicted model, not a curated record